Molecule: messenger RNA, 2460 nt
Organism: Diprion similis
Lineage: Eukaryota; Metazoa; Arthropoda; Insecta; Hymenoptera; Diprionidae
Exons: 8
Coding region: 600-2357 (585 amino acids)
Source: RefSeq, a predicted model, not a curated record
GCCUGCGCUGGCGUCGAGUUUUGAGACGGCGUCCGUCGCGGCGCCCUAUACCGCUUAGUGACUCCACUCUGCACUCGGAGAGUGAGUACCGGGUGCUGGGCGGGCUGGUUAGGGUCUAUCCGUUCAAAAAUAGAUUCCAAUUCGGUCUUGAGAAAGUGCCGGUUACACUCUGCCACAGUUUAUUAAAUACAGUUCCGGAGUUUUCGGUGAUCGAAAAUCAGAGAAGACAUGAGGGUGAUACGAGCCAGAAGAAUGCUUCCGUCAGACUCGAGUUAACGUCGCAUCGUCGGAUACUUGUUCACUCUGAACCCAGCCAUAAUUCGACUCGCCCGCAUCACGACGACGAGGACGACGACGACGACGAAUACGAACACAGCCAGUCUUAGAGUCGGAGCAGAUCAACGUCCGCCCUGAUGUCUGAUCACCACCUGCAGGCAUGACAUGAUGCCGAAGCCUAUAGCCUCUACAGGAGCACCAGCAUAUUCGACAGUCUUCACUGCCGUGCAGGGCACCCAUCAGCAUCGAAUCAAAUGCCGACAUCUCCAUGUAUGACAUAACUUCGAACCGGACGUCUGGAACUCUAUUAGAGAGCCUUGGGCAUGGGGACCCGGCGGGGGGGUCCCGGGGGCGGCCGGAGCGCCGGAGUCCUGAAGGAGAGGGCGAACAUGUCCUUCAUGUUGGUGGUGAUGUUCUUCGCGGUCUUUGGCCUGAUCGUUCUAACCGAGAUAUUUCUCAUCGACGACAGGCACGGCUCGAAUGUCGGAGGCACGGGAGCACUUGGCGGUCAUAGAAACGGUCACAGAAACGGUCACAGGCUGGUUGCCGCCCCGGACAGACCAGAUUACGAGGAGGUUGGGGCCGAAGAUUACGCCGGAGUCAAGGGUGGCUUUGACGACCACGUUGGCCUCCUUGUCAAAGAUACUGUGGAGGGUGGAAAACCGGUUGCAUCCCUCGCCGAUCCUCGCGGAUUACCCAGCCUUCCUACAAACGUGGAAUCCCGUCUGCCUCACCUCAAUCAAAGCCUGAGACUAACCCACGCCGAUUGGCUAAACGUAACAAACACCAGGUUCAAGUUCUUCGUCUAUUCCGCUUACUACGAUAACCGUGCGAACGGCGGUGAGGGUCCAGGAUUGAUCAGGGUCAUCGGGGCCACCAAAACCAGGGGACCAGAGGAAGUUUGGUGUCGGUUGUGGUACAAUUUGCAUGCAACCGGUAACGCCACGGCAUCUAUUACCGUUGCUGCUAAGGUCAAGACAAUUCGGGAGAAUUGGAACCUCAAGUACAGUGCGACCUUCGUAAUCUGUCCAUUGCCAAAAACGCCUCCAGAAACAGCUGAGGGUCCGGUACCAAACGCAGUUCCAAAUUCGGUUAGUGUUGUGUCGAGGCUGAAAGCCCCGCCAGCUCACAGGAUUCUGAUACAAAAUCGUCCCUCUGACAGGCCGAGUAAAAAGGAGCCUCUUGCUGUCUGCGUGAAGCCGUUGCACUUCGAGUUUAACAGGGUCAUGCAGUUGAUCGAGUUCGUAGAGCUGCACCUACUGCUAGGCGCGACUCACGUGACCCUCUACAACGACACCCUGGGUCAGGAAGCCGGCUGUGUCAUCAGGGACUACGAGUCCCGCUCGGCACCCGGGAGCGAUUAUCCUCUGGUGACGCUACUCCCAUGGCAUCACCUCGACAUGGUUUCUCAGCUCGAGAUACGGACGGAGGGUCUGUUCGCCGCACUUAACGACUGUUUGUACCGGUCCAUGUACCAAUUCGAGUACGUCGCUCUUCUCGACCUCGACGAGUACGUCAUUCCCAGACACAACGACACGAUACCCGAACUCAUAAGGUGGUUAGACAAGAGGAUCAACACCAAGUCAACCGGUGCAUACUCCUUUCAAAACGCGUUCUUCUACCUGCAAUGGGGCGAUGACCCGAGCGUGAAGCAGAGCCAAACAGCCGAGGAAGCUGCGCUGAUAACGCUGAGAAAAACGCGUCGAAAAACGAAACUCCACCCGCACAAACAGCGCUCGAAGUAUAUCUGCAAGCCGGAGAACAUCGUCGAGGCCGGUAACCACUUUGUGUGGGAAUUCGCCCCGGGACACGGGACCGUGAACGUCCCGGCCGAGGCGGCGAUCCUCCACCAUUACAGGGUCUGCGAAUUUGGCGGCGACGACUGCGUCAAGACUCAGUCCGUCGUCGAUAAAACGGCGUACAGAUACGGCCAGGAUCUAGCGAGGAACGUCAGGACGAGGUACGCCGAGCUCAAGGAGAAGUGCUCGCUCCCAGACCUCGAACCCGUUCCUGCAGCCCCGGCGACCCUGACCGAAUCGAAACCCCAAACCUCGCCGCUGAUCCAGCCCGCGAGCAGGUAGCGAAAACCCGAUUUUAUUUCCGAAUAUUACGUGAAAAAUUUCCACGGGACACCGAUAAUCGCGAGGACGUAUUUUUACAGCUAUAAUUACAACGUUGACAACA